CCUCUCUCCAACCACUCGACAGCGACAGCAUCUUUAUACCGUUUGCCUUCAGUUGAGGACUGAUUGCCGAACGCUCGCCUUAGACCAGAGAACCGUCAUCUUGAAAACCCUAGCCAUCUUUUCGGAGCCUCCAGAAGACUGUAAGACAUUUUUCCGGCCUCAUGUCUCCUCCUCAGAGACAACGUCGGGACUUCAACAAAUUUCCCACUACUCAGCUUUUCUUCUUGGCCCUCGUACGAGUUGCCGAGCCGAUCGCUCUUACCUCCAUCUUUCCGUAUGCCUGGAAACUUGUGCUCGACUUCAAUGUAACUGAUCGCGCAAAUGCAUCUUUCUAUGCCGGCUUGCUGAUCUCAGCUUUUGCUCUUGCUGAAUCUUUGACAGGAUUAUACUGGGGAGGUCUCUCGGACCGCAUCGGGCGUAAGCCUGUUUUGCUUCUGGGAAGUGCCGGCACAAUGCUCUCUCUGCUCUUAGUUGGUGUUUCCACUAAUUUCUGGAUGGCAUUGGCUGGGCGCGCAAUUGGAGGCUUCCUGAACGGCAACAUUGGAGUUAUUCAGACAAUGGUUGGAGAGCUCACUGUCAACCCCAAGCACGAACCUCGUGCAUACUCUGUUAUGCCUUUCGUGUGGUCGAUCGGUACAAUCAUUGGUCCUUCGAUUGGUGGCAUCUUCUCAGCACCUGCAGACAACUUCCCCGAUGUGUUCUCACCCCAUGGAGUGUUUGCGAAGUUUCCCUACCUGCUUCCUAACCUCAUCUGUGCAGCCUUGAUGCUGUUCUCAAUUGUCUGCGGAUUCUUUUUCCUUGAGGAGACUCACCCUGACAUGCAGCCUUGGAGUACUGAAGACGAUCUCCAGCACACUGAAGCCGAAACUCCACUUUUCGCUGCUCAGGCUGGUACCACCACGGCCGCGGUCGAUUUGCAUCAGGAGUGGAACGUUUUGCCCGACGGCACAGAUGCGCCCAAGGAAGCCGAGCCCCAAAACCAAGUCGUCUUCACGAAGCGUGUAGUCAUGCUGAUCAUCGCUCUCGGCAUCUUUACUUAUCACUCAAUGUCCUACGACCACUUGUUGCCAAUCUUUUUCCAGGACUCGCGCGUGGAAAGCAGAGCUCACGGAAACAAGAUGAAUUCAAUGGCAGGAGGCCUUGGUCUGAGCAUUCAAGAUGUAGGCGUUGUGAUGAGCGUGAAUGGCUUAAUUGCUCUGGGUGUCCAAGCAAUCAUCUUCCCUCUAGCUGCUGCAUGGCUGGGUGUGUGGAAGCUGUUCAUCGUCACCACUGUUUUGCACCCCAUUGCCUACGUUGUGGUCCCUUACCUGGUCCUUCUUCCCGAAGAGUGGCUCUACCCAGGGAUCUACGCUUGCUUGACUAUCCGCAACAUUUUUGCCAUUCUCGUCUAUCCUGUCAUUUUGAUUCUGCUCAAGGAAGCGGCGCCCGCACCCUCGUGCCUGGGUAAGAUCAACGGAUUGGCUGCUAGUACUGGUGCUGCGUGCCGUACUCUCGCAUCCCCUAUUGCAGGUAUUCUUUACGGCAUUGGUAUCGAGAUCGAUUUUACCGCUCUUGCGUGGUGGGUCAGCGGUGCAGUCGCAAUCCUCGGCGCCGUCCAAGUCUUCUUCAUCAACCGCAAGAAGAGCAGUGAAUGGCAUCAAGUCCGCGCUCGCGCACCCUGCCGCUUCAUGCCUCCCGAGGAACACAGACAGGAAAUCGUGCACAUUGUCGUGCAAGAUGAGGAAGAGCAGGAACUCGAAGCCGACGAACAGCGCAGACUGUUGGCUUGA
Aureobasidium pullulans EXF-150 is the source of this 1769-nucleotide messenger RNA. RefSeq names its product MFS general substrate transporter. Bases 162 to 1769 code for a protein of 535 amino acids. NCBI's taxonomy places the organism in Eukaryota, Fungi, Ascomycota, Dothideomycetes, Dothideales, Saccotheciaceae. Gene Ontology annotation, molecular function: transmembrane transporter activity. Gene Ontology annotation, biological process: transmembrane transport. The transcript is spliced from 5 exons. The record is from RefSeq and is a predicted model, not a curated record.